UCCUGUGCAGCGCUCGCCCGCCCCCUUCCGGCCGCUCCGGCGGGGUGCUGCGCGAGGGCGAGGCCCCCGAUCCCUUCCGGUGUUCGCGUUUCUCAACUCCACCCCAGAUCUCAGUGGGACCCCAGGCUCACCCUAACCCGACCCUGGGUGGCUGACCCCCAGCGCCGAUCGCCAGGGCGCCGGCCCUAUUUCCGGGCAAGAGAAUGGUCCCUCCCCGCUCCCGGCCGUGCGGAACCACAGGCGUACACCCGGUUUUCAGCGAGUCGCUAAGGGAAGAGCACUUCCAGGCGCUGGAACGCGCUGCGGAGGCCCGCCAGCCAUGUGCUGCCGCUUCCGGGGUCGUUCGUGGGUCCUCUUCCGGGGCGGGGCCUGCACCCCGUGGCCUGGAGCUAGCUGCGUAGGUGCAGGUGCAGCUGCGGCGCGCGGGACGCACAGGGAUGAAGGCGAAGGCCCUGGCCUCCGAGCGUGCCGCGAGCAUCCUCGCCGCUCAGCCGGGUGCUGUCGGGAAGCUCGCGCGGAAGAGAAGCAAGAAGAGGUUCUGGAAGAGCAAAGCGCGAGAAGGAAGCAGCACGCCGGGAAGCGUCCCCAGAGUGGCCGUGGGGCGGCCUCCCAAGGCCCCCGAAGACUUUUCUCAAAACUGGAAGGCGCUGAGGGAGCUGCUGAAGCAAACAUCACAAACCCCAGAAAAGCCUGUUGUCUCUCAGAUGGAUCCAAAAAAGCAGCCUCACCUUAACCAACAGAACAGAAAAGAGACCUCAGCUAAAGUCAAGGGAGAGGAGAUGCCAACAAAAAAAGACCAGGAGGCCACAAGGGGCUCUGUUCCCUCUGGAUCUAGGAGGGAAAGGAUUGUGCCAGUACCUCCCACAGAGGCCAAGGGAGCAGAGCAUAAGAAAGGAGCCAAGAAAAGGACAAAUGGUGACGUUUCUUUGAAACAAGGGAACAUCAAGCAUAAGAAGCGGAAAGCUAAGGAAGCAGCCGUGGCCUCAGCUCCAGCCCUGCCCACUGAGGAAGACAUCUGGUUUGAUGAUGUUGAUCCAGCAGAUAUCGAAGCUGCUAUAGGCCCAGAGGCAGCCAGGAUAGCAAGGAGGCAGCUGGGCCAGAGGGAGAGCAGCACCACCCUGGUGAAGGAACAGGCCUUCCACGGCCUGACAAGAGCCUUGGCCCUGGAUUGUGAGAUGGUGGGCGUGGGCCCCAAGGGGGAGGAGAGCAUCGUGGCCCGCGUGUCCCUCGUGAACCAGUAUGGGAAGUGCGUUUAUGACAAGUACGUGAAGCCCACCGAGCCCGUGACAGACUACAGGACAGCGGUCAGUGGGAUUCGGCCCGAGAAGCUCAAGCAGGGAGAAGAGCUUGAGGUUGUGCAGAGGGAAGUGGCAGAAAUGCUCAAGGGCAGAAUCCUGGUGGGGCACGCGCUUCACAAUGAUUUAAAGGUGCUGUUUCUUGAUCAUCCAAAAAAGAAAAUCCGGGACACCCAGAAAUACAAACCUUUCAAGAGUCAAGUAAAGAGUGGAAGGCCAUCUCUGAAACUACUUUCUGAGAAAAUCCUGGGCAUCAGGGUCCAGCAGGCAGAGCACUGUUCGGUGAGGGGUUCACUGAUGGUGGGUGGCUCUGUGUGUCACACAGUCACCACUGGCAUGAGUGCUCCUUCCAGAUCCAGGAUGCCCAGGCAGCAAUGAGGCUCUACGUCAUGGUGAAGAGGGAGUGGGAGAACACUGCAGGAGACAGGCACCCCCCGGCCUCUGCCCCAGACAGCUGCAAUGAGAACUCCUAGCCUGCUGCCUAUUGCCGCCGCCCCACCCUCCAUCCUGUCAAGCACCUCCGUCCAGUGUCAGUGGAGACCAGAUCAUGGGACCAGUGGAGUCAGGGGUGAAUUGUGUUCAAAGCCAGAACCAUGGGGCUUCCUUCUCCCUCUGGCCUCUGCAGAGGGAAGAGGAAGAAUGGGAUGUCUGGGCUGUCCCUGAAGACCUGACUGCCCUGGGUGCUCAGCUCCUUCCUCAGGGGAGGCCACUGCCUCUCCAUCGUUGUGGGUGAUGGAUAUAGGCUUUGCUGGCCCCAGUUCAAACCCUGUCUGCAGGUGGCUGCUAACUGCAGCUGAGUAGCACAGCAGCUGCCCCACCAGCACUUGCCUGAGGCCGUUGGACAUGGAGAAGGGCUUCCUGGAGGUGGGGUCCUGUUUUUCACCUGUUUACCUCAGUUGGCCAGCAUCCAGCAGACCAGCAGAGGCUUCUCCCCAUGGCCAGUCAUGUGAGACUCGGGACACACGUUUCUAUUCCUGAAGCUCCCUGCCAACCUUGGGCAGCCAAGCUGGCCAGUCUGUGAGCACCUAUGGGCCAGCCUGCGGUCUUCAGGCCAGGCUCAGGUCUGAGGAUCUCUCUGGGAACUGAUCGGGAGUGGAGUGCACCAAGCCCAGGGCUUCAUCAGGCCGUCUGAUAGCUGUGUGGACAGUGUGCACCCACAGAGGACAUUGCUGGCACAGAGGCAGAUGCUCACCUCACAUGGAGUUUGUGGGGCUGGGUUGGCUCAGUGGUGGGCACUCACCUCCCCUGCGUGGGCCAGGCCUGCCCCAGCACCAUGUGACAAUAAACAAAUGAAGCUUG
Molecule: messenger RNA, 2594 nt
Organism: Ictidomys tridecemlineatus (thirteen-lined ground squirrel)
Lineage: Eukaryota; Metazoa; Chordata; Mammalia; Rodentia; Sciuridae
Gene: Rexo4
Product: RNA exonuclease 4
Biological process (GO): rRNA processing; DNA catabolic process
Cellular component (GO): nucleus
Molecular function (GO): nucleic acid binding; 3'-5' exonuclease activity
Source: RefSeq, a predicted model, not a curated record